This is a messenger RNA of Neolamprologus brichardi, 1601 nucleotides long. RefSeq lists its product as uncharacterized. Gene Ontology annotation, molecular function: protein binding. Gene Ontology annotation, cellular component: SCF ubiquitin ligase complex. The record is from RefSeq and is a predicted model, not a curated record. Gene Ontology annotation, biological process: SCF-dependent proteasomal ubiquitin-dependent protein catabolic process; protein polyubiquitination. Lineage: Eukaryota; Metazoa; Chordata; Actinopteri; Cichliformes; Cichlidae.
CAUGCUGAUGACGACACCGUCGACGAUCCACAACAACAAAACAACAACAGAACUCAGCUGUUUGCUAGCUAACUAGCCGGCCUGGUUGCUCAGCGCUGUUCUCGGCAGUUUCCCGUCACUCUGGUUUAGCCGCAGAGGUUUUAGAGCUGCUAAUACGUCUGGCUAUGAAAUGGUUUCUAGAAAACCCUCAGUUAUGUUCUGCAGUUGGGUUUAAUUUUAACUUCCUUUGUCUCCUUUUUGCUGGCUUCUAGCUGAUUAGCUUUACGACUGAGGACGGAAAGGAGGCUGUCUGCUCGCCAUAAAGGCACUGAUGCAACAAUGUUUAUGGCAAAGUCUGACUCCAAAAGCAGCUGGUGGAGAUUCUGACCCCCACCAAUGACCACGAAUAUUAUUUCUUCACCGUUCAUCAUGUCCCCACGAAAAAGAACCCUCGUCCCGGUAAGCAGCCGGCGGAAAGCAGCGGACGACUACUUCCCCUUCAACUUGCUGCCGGUGGAGUGCCAGCUGCACGUCCUGUCCUUUCUGAACGAGGUGGAUAAGUGUAGCUGCGCCCUGGUUUGCGCGAGCUGGAGCUGCCUCGUCCGCUCGUGGAAGCUGUGGCGGGUGGCCGACUACUCCCGUCGCGUUGGUUUCCACCUCGGUCAGGAGGGGUUGCUCGUUUCCAACCGGGAGUUCGAGAGGUGGAAAUCCUGGGUCCAGCACUACACCUACCACCUCAUCUCCCGCCGGGCCAGCCUGCUCACGCUGAGGGCCAGCUUCGACCUGGGUGAUCGCUGCAAUAAGUGGGGCGAGCUGCUGAGCCACCUACUGGACAAUGUCCACUGCAGAGACCUCAGCCACCUCGACCUUAACUGGACUUUUACUCUUCUAGAGCCGCUCGACCUCAGGGUCCACUCCAGCCCCAGUUCACACCAGGAUAACAUUACCAAAAUAGACAAGGUGACCCGCUUUCAGGAGCUGCUGAGCAAGCUGACCCAGAACUGCCCACGCAUCUCCAAGAUGCGCCUACAUUUUGACUGGUCGGAUUUGUCCGUGUCGUUGCUCACGCAGUUCCAGCAGCUCCGAGUCCUCGAGCUCAAAUACUUCUGGGUCUUCAAAUGCGUGACUCCCUCAACGCUGCAGAUGCUCAUCAAAUCCCUGCCUAACCUCAAGUCUCUGACAUUAAACAUCUUGGUGCCGCUGAGGAACCUCGGCAUCUCCUACACCCUGGAGUCUCAGUCUCUGGAGUUUUUGGACGUGUCUCCGAGCCGAGGCUUGGUCUUCUCCUGCCUUAAGCUGCCAGCCCUGCGUGAACUUCGAGCCAAGAAGAUUGUCCUGCGUGUCACGCUUGAUCGCAGGACCAGGACGCGCAUCCAGAGCCGCUGGCCCUGCCUGUACCACGUCCUCCGGGAGGGGACGCCGAAGCUUCAGGCUCUAAACAACGAGAGGCUCCUCCCUACAUGGAGAGAGAAAAGUUACGGAGAGCUGACUGCUAUCCUGGAACAGUCCUGCUACUGUGUUCAGCAUCUAGACAGCUGGCUGUGGUAGUCAAACGCAUGACAUUAAAUGAAGUUCUUACACUUAUCAUUUUAUGGUGAAAUCUAUAAAGGAGCUAAAUAUUG